Molecule: messenger RNA, 3395 nt
Organism: Pseudomyrmex gracilis
Lineage: Eukaryota; Metazoa; Arthropoda; Insecta; Hymenoptera; Formicidae
Product: protein RCC2 homolog
Exons: 4
Coding region: 587-2056 (489 amino acids)
Source: RefSeq, a predicted model, not a curated record
UUGCGCGUGGCGAGCCUAAACGUAUCAUGCGCACUUGACGCGCAUCGCGCGCUCGAGCACAAAUACGCGCCUGUACAAAUUCGCCGCUUUUGAAGUUUUUCGUCAUUUUUUUUCGAAUCUUCUCUUGUCAAAGACGACGGCGCUAAUUACGACUCGCGUUUAAUUGUCGUAAGUCGAAAAAUUCAUGCUCUAGUAGUUUAAAAUUCCCGCUUCUCGUCGGUGCGACAACGGUCCGAUUCCGCCGUGUUCCAGCCGCACGGAAUACGGAGCGCGCCCCCGGCGAUUUACAAUCAUAAACUGCAGAAUAGCUUUGUAUGUAUGUACGUAGAUAUAUAUAUAUAUAUAUACACUUAUCGCGGGAGCAUGGUUUUAUUAUGAUUUUUGAGCGCCAGGUGGCCGCGUUUUUGUUGUCGAUUUUGCUGUCGGCGGCUCCCUCAGCGCCAUUACAUCGAUAAAUGUCACCGCGGCGACCGUUAGCGUGAACGCCGUCGGAAAAGACCGCGAGAGAGACGGGCAUUGAAUUUCGAACGUUCGCGUCGAGCGAGAUCGCACGAAUUUUCUCGGAAAACGGCUGCGCGGUAUAACGAUGUCGACCAAGCGGAAGACCACGGGCGGCAGCAAGUCGAAGAACCGCGCGAAGUCGCGCAAGGUUGAGUACGACGAGGAGGACAUUUCGAGCGAGCACGAUUCCGAGGUCGACGACGCCGAGGCCGGUUCGAAUGCCGACGGCGACGACGCAGCCGCCGAGGAUGCGCUCGCGGAUGUCGCGAAUAUGCCCGAACUACCGGCUCCGGAGGGUGGCUGGGGCAAACCUGGAACAUUGCUCAUGUGUGGCCUUACAAAUUGGGAAAUGGCAGGUCGCAAAGCACCACCUAAGGGGGUAAAGGCAAAUGUAGGACGUAGCUUGUGGACGCCACACACUUUUAAAAAUUUGAAUAACGCCAGGGUGCGUCUAAUUGCAUCAGGUCCUGCUGCCUCCCACAGCAUUAUUGUUACCGAGGACAAUAGAUGCUUGGCUUUUGGUAGAAAUGACAAAGGUCAAUUGGGUGUUGGAGACGAAAAGCGUCGUGAUGAACCUACCGAGGUCGAAGCCUUAAAGGGGCAUACAGUUAUAGGAGCAGCGUGCGGUCGCAAUCAUACUUUAUUUUUAACGAGUCGCGGCAUAGUUUUUGCCGCUGGCGACAAUAAACUUGGCCAGUGCGGGGUCGGCAAAAAUGACCCAUGUAUUUUGACCGCCACCAAAGUGAAAUAUUCCGGACCGCCGAUCGUGAAAGUGGGAUGCGGCGCAGAGUUCUCAAUGAUUCUGGACAUCAAGGGUGGUCUGCACUCCUUCGGAUGUCCCGAAUACGGUGCUUUGGGUCACAACACCGACGGCAAAUAUUUCGUUACGAACACAAAGAUGGCAUUUCAUUACGAAAAAGUGCCUAAGCGAAUUGUCCUCUAUGUCGAGAGAGGUAAGGACGGUCACGCGACGCCGUUAGAUCGCGUCGAGAUCACAGACUUCAGCUGCGGUCACUAUCACACCGUCGCUAUUGACAGCAAGAACCGCGCGUUCUCUUGGGGAUUCGGUGGGAUCGGCCGUUUGGGUCACAACGAGCAACGCGACGAGCUGGUGCCGCGUCUGAUCAAGUUUCUCGAACCGCCCAAUCGUGGCGUGCGAGCGGUAUACUGCGGCAGCACGUACAGCAUCGCGAUCAACGUGCACGGCACCGCUCUGAUGUUUGGCCAGACCAAGCGCACCGGUGAAGCUAACAUGUAUCCAAAGCCUAUUCAGGAUCUAUCGGGCUGGGAGAUUCGAUGUGUCGGUUGUUCGCAAACAAGUGUCGUGGUCGCCGCUGAUGACUCUGUUAUUGCUUGGGGCGCCAGUCCUACAUUCGGAGAACUGGGUUUCGGCGAGAUGCGAAAGUCAUCAACGACUCCGAUGGAGGUGAAGGCCCUAGAGGGUUUGUAUAUCACUGCCGUGACAUGCGGUUUGUCCCAUACGCUUAUGAUAUGUCGGGACGAUACCGAGGAGGAAAGAGCCAAGAUUAAUAAACUCCAGGUGUACUCUGUUUAAAAAGUAUAAAAAAAAGUAUUUUCUUCGGUUGCGCGAGACAUUUACAUUGCGUCGCACUACACGCGGCUGACUAAAUCGGAGGGAAGGUACUCCUUUCCACGAGUCCACAGCCAGGUUUCGAUGGAAACCCUUAAUGAAAUAUAUUGGAUAAACCAAUAGAUUUUGAAACACAAAACGUCCAGAACAAGUACAGGAUUAGCUAUUACUCUACUUUGUACUUCCAGUUUUUACUUAAUGUGCGAAACGAAAGUCGAUCUGUGUAACCAUUCGAAUCCCGUUCUGUUAGCAGCUCAGGAUAAUAGACCAAACAAGAUAGAUGCAAAAAUAUAUUUUGAUACGUUGCUAUUUUAUUGAGGUUUGCCGUCAUGAGAUUUUCACCAAAAAACAAAACAAAAAAAAAACAUUACGGAAACGGUUAUUCGUACAGAGAAAAGUUGAGUGGGGGUGGAACUGGAAAGAGAACUUCGUAAAAAAACUCUUAGCAUAAUAACUGCCUUUAUUUUUAUCGCUUUCUCAAACAAUUUUAUAUAUUCAGAUAGUUUAUAUCAUUGAUUCAUCACAGUAGUACCUGAAUCAUUACAUCUGCAGGAAUCGUUUUUACAAUUGCGUGCACGGAAAUAUAGUUCCGUGCACGAUCGAGACGAGUGAGCUAUCUCUCAAGUAAUAUUUUAUAAUAGAUAAUAUACGUUUAAUAUCUGUGUACACACAAAGAAAGAUAUAUUUGAUUUGUUUUUCUCCUCUGUGUACAUGAAUUAAACUUCUAUGCAUAUUUUUCUUCGUAGAAAAAUAAAUUUUUUUUUUUUUUAAUAUAAAACUACAGAUAUAGGAGAUAUUCAUUUUCACUUUAUAAUAAUAAUAAUAAAUGUUUUAUGCGCAUAUUAAUACUAAUUUUAAUAAAUUUUAUUGUGCAUUACGUAUAAAAGUGAUACAAGUGAGCUGUGGAAAGUUAAUUUUUUUUUUUUUUUUUUUUUUUUUACCGGAUUAGUAUUCGUUCAUGCGACUGCCUGACAUUACAAAGUAAAUAAAUCGUAUAUAGUACGUGCAUUUCCAAGUAUAAAAUAUUUGGUCGAGUACGUAAUAUAUAAUUAUAGAAACGACUAAAAAAAAAAAAGAAAGUUCGGUACUUUUUGUACUAAAAAAGAAAGUUUUUGAACAACUUUGAUCACUGCCAGAAUGUGUUAAACAUCGUUUUAUUGUGAUGCGUCGGACAUUUUUUCAUUCCAUUCCGUUCCACGUAAUACUCUUGUGCGAUUUCUGCACCGAAAUAUAUUGUUCUGAUAAACUUAAUGCGAAACUAAAUGUACAAGUCCAAAUAUAAAAUAAACGAAUUUUUUAUGAA